Messenger RNA from Miscanthus lutarioriparius, 573 nucleotides. Lineage: Eukaryota; Viridiplantae; Streptophyta; Magnoliopsida; Poales; Poaceae. The record is from the annotation of a GenBank genome assembly.
AUGGAUCAAGAACAAAAACUAGAAGUAUCUAAUGCCAUGUAUACUUACAAGCAUCAUUGUAGCAUAGGAGUUGACGUCCACGAGAUCUUUGUUAAGAGGAGCAGAUUGCGGGUUGUUCUGUCAUACAUUGGCAUUAUUUUCCUUCUUGCGAAUGUCUGCAAACCAUUGCUGACAAAGGAGAGCCUGUCUCUUGGAUCAGUUUGGAAUAUUGCCUUUGCUGUUCUUGUCGCCAAAUGUUUGCAGUACAAACCUGUGAAGAGAGAAUCAGUAGUGAUAAUGCCAGCUUUUGGGGUUCAGCUAGAGAUACAUUUUUGGAGUGGAAGAGUUGAUCAUCGUUUUGUGCCCAUUGGCAAGAUUCUGAAGCCACUGAUAAAUGAGUGCGUGACACCGGUGACCUGUUACUGGAGCUUGGCUCUGCUUUUGCGUGAUGAAGAGGAACUCCUGCUAGUUUUCCAGAGAUCUCGUCCUCCUGUCAAAAUGCUGGUUCCAGUAUGGAAAGCUCUCUGCACGUUGACAAACUCUGAACACCCAAACACUUCUCAAAUUUAUAACCGGGACUCUUCAGGAACAUGA